This is a messenger RNA of Nipponia nippon (crested ibis), 819 nucleotides long. NCBI's taxonomy places the organism in Eukaryota, Metazoa, Chordata, Aves, Pelecaniformes, Threskiornithidae. The record is from RefSeq and is a predicted model, not a curated record.
AUGGCCGCCCAGCGAGUAGCCAUCAUCGGGGCUGGUGCCUCUGGCCUUUGUGCCCUGAAAUGCUGCCUGGAUGAGGCGCUGGUACCCACCUGCUUCGAGAGGAGCGGGGACAUCGGGGGGCUCUGGCGCUUUGAGGAGCAGCCUGAGGAGGGCCGCGCCAGCAUCUACCGCUCCGUCAUCAUCAACACCUCCAAGGAGAUGAUGUGCUUCAGCGACUUCCCCAUCCCCGACGACUUCCCCAACUACAUGCACAACUCCAAGAUCAUGGAGUACUUCCGCAUGUACGCCCAGCACUUCGACCUGCUCCGCCACAUCCGCUUCAGGGGCCCCAAGCGCCCCGACUUUGCCGCCACGGGCCAGUGGGAGGUGGUGACGGAGAGCGAGGGGAAGCAGGAGGCGGCCAUCUUCGACGCUGUGCUGGUGUGCACCGGGCACCACACCGAGGCGCACCUCCCGCUGAGCGCCUUCCCAGGGCUGGAAAAGUUUGAGGGCUGGUACCUGCACAGCCGGGACUACAAGAGCCCACAGUUCUUUUCAGGGAAGCGGGUGGUCGUGGUUGGCACCGGGAAUUCAGGCAUCGACAUCGCAGUGGAGCUGAGCCACACAGCCAAGCAGGUCUUCCUCAGCACCAAGCGUGGGACCUGGGUGCUGCACCGGGUGGCAGACGGCGGGUACCCCUUUGACUUCUGCUACAUCAGCCGCUUCUUACAGCUCCUCCAAAGCUUGCUGCCCCACAACGCCAGCAGCUUUUUCCUGGAGAGGAAGCUGAACGCCCGCUUCGACCACGCACUCUAUGGCCUCCAGCCCCAGCACCGGUGA